Molecule: messenger RNA, 7772 nt
Organism: Mus musculus (house mouse)
Lineage: Eukaryota; Metazoa; Chordata; Mammalia; Rodentia; Muridae
Gene: Gpalpp1
Product: GPALPP motifs containing 1
Exons: 5
Coding region: 2904-3479 (191 amino acids)
Source: RefSeq, a predicted model, not a curated record
GAGUUUUUUUGUUUAAAGAAUAAAAUGUAUAACAAACUCAGAGCUUGAAUGGUAUCUGUAAUCAUAUGGCUCACAUGUGAUAGGAGACUCCAAAUAUGACUCUCUUAACACGCUGUCAGCUUCCUGUGAGAGUAGGACACCCAGAGAUGAAGUAAAAGCUGUUCCUGCAAGUCUGAACAAAAUAGGAGAGUCAGGUGUUGUGGCCUAUGCCCCUUAUCUUUGAAGGGUAGUAUUUUCAUUACUUUUCAUUUCCUCUUUUAAGGUGGAAGGUUUUAACUUUGGAGGAAAUUGCUACCCAUUAAAAUCCUCUGCCUAGGGAAUGGUACCACCAGUGGGAGGCUCUUUCCACCUUAAUGCAAUAUAGAUACCUCACCCACCCAUUAGCACCCCUCCCUUGUUUGUUUUGAGGCAGGGUAUCUUCAUGCCCUGGCUAUCCUAGAACUCACUAUGUAAACCAGCCUGGAACUCAUGGAGAUCCACCUGCCUCUGCCUCUCAGGUGUUGGGAUUAAACUCAUGUGCCACCAUGCCUGGCCCCAAAUGCUAAUGUUUUUUAAAACUUUAAAAGUUCAUCAUAGAGAAAUAGUUCUGCAGUUAGGGCAUUUGCAGAGAACCCAAGUUCAGUUCCCAGCACCGACACUGGGUAUAACUCUACCUGUAGAGGAUCCAAUGUCAGCUGUGGACCUCAGUGUGCAUCUAUGCAUAUGUGGAAUAUGCACACAAACAAACACACACAUAAAUAAAAAUACAUCUCUUUUAAAGGUUCAUUGUAUGCUUUAUAUUUGCAUACUUUAUGUCACAAAGGUGUCUAUCUAUAGAAAAUUCCACAUUCACUUAAGAUAAUGUUUGUGGGCUGAUGAACUGGCACAGUGUGUAAUGGUGCCUGCUACAUAAGCCUGGCCACCUGAGUUCCAUCCCUGAAAUGCAUGUGAGAUUGGAAGGAGAGAAAGACUCCAUAGUGUUGUUCUCUGCCUAGACACACGCUUUAUCAUCAUCAUUAUUAUUAAAAAGUCUGAAGGUGUUUGUGGCAGCACAGUUAACUACUGUAGAGGUAAGCGGCAGACACUUAAGGCUAACGCAUGAGCAGAUGGGGUCAAGAAGAGAGCGGACACUCUUGUGAGAGCGCAGAGAGCCCUAGCCCUGGAAGGCUUAUUCUUAGGUACUAAGUUUAAAACUUGAUGUAAGUUCUCUAGUCCUCUUAACAGACUGAUUUAAAGCUCCAUUUCUUCACUACGAAAAAAAAGUCAAGAAUAUUACUUCAUAGUUUUAUUGUAAGAACCAUCUGUGGCAUUGAAUGACAGAGCCCACCACAGUUACUCUUGUGAGUGUGUGUGUGUGUGUGUGUGUGUGUGUGUGUGCACUUCAAAGUAAGCCACAAGAGCAGGGAUAAAAUUAUUUAAUUAUACUUGUAUGAGUUUAACGAGAACAGCCCCAGAUAGAAAGCUAUUGUUAGGUUAAAGGGGAAAUGAAAAGGGUAUGAAUGAACUCCUUAUCCUGUGAGCUCAAAAAAAUUAAAUAAGGCGCAGAAGCUGUCAGAACCAAAGGACAUGCAUGUUGUUAUUCGAUGUAAUAAAUCUGCUGAGGCAAGGAGAAACUAUAAGCCUUGAGAUAUCACAGCAUCUGUCACAGAGUCAUACCUGGGAACUGUUUAUCACUGUGACUUCAGAAGUGACUUCAGAACAGGAUGCAGUUCUAGCCCAUUCACUCUUUUGUGUCAGCAGAACACCUACUGUGGGCCUCCAUGGCUACACUGGGCUGGAAUUCAGGGGGUGGCGAUUUUCACUGUCCUUUCUGUCCUCUAUAAGGACCUGUCCAGACCUGUUCUUAGUCCCGUAGCAGCCUGCUUGCAGGAGCCCCUCUGAUCACCCACGUACAUUCUCUGAGGACUUGCCUCUUCAUGUGGACCCUAGUACCCCUAGCUCUUUACCAUAGUCCCUCUUAGCCUUUCCUCCUAGCCCAUCUACAGUCCUUUCUUCACCCAUUACCCUACAGAAGCACUGUCUACCAGAGGCCCACUGCCACCACCCCUGCUCAGUAUCCAGAGAGGGUAACAGCAACCAGAGAACAGAAAACCCACCCAACAAAGACAAGACCUGAUAUGGACACCAACACAUUGUAGCUCCAGAUGCAUAGGUCCUGGUACAAAACAGAAACAUAAAUAGCCAAGAUACUGUGCCUCUACCAGAAGCCAGUGACCCUGUUACAGUAGGCCCUGAGAAAUGCAAUAUAGCCGAAACCUAAGGAAAGGCCCUUAAAAUGGCAAUUAUGGAUAUAGUCAAGGAUCUUAAGGAAGGGAUGAAUAAAUCCCUCAACGAAGUCUGUGAAAAUAGAAACAGUUGAAUGAAAUAAUGAAAACAAUUCAAGAUUUAAAUGGAGAAUUUAACAAAGAGUCACUAAAGAAAACGCAAACUGAAAUGAAACGUUUAGCAAGUCAAACAACCUCAGACUUAAGCCUCACCAUCAAAGUUCAGGACAUGAGAAAGAAUCGCGGGUGUCAAAGACAAGGGAGCAGAGAGGGAUAGCUCAGUCAAAGAAUGCCAGAUCUAAAACUCAAGCAAGAAGUCUGCGGUUAACACAGAGCUAUUGUGACUUGGUACUGAGUGGGCCGUGCUGGGAACUGAGCAGAUGUGUCUGCGUCAGUGUUUUGGAAGCUGUUACGUAGUUCUAGUUUCGCAAUAGCUGAUGACAUCGUGAUUCACUUGCCAUAUCCCAAAGAGCAUUUGAUGUACAGAGAAUAAAAUAGUUUUGAAAUGUGUCAUUUCUGACCAAUUGGCAAUAAAUAUCAGGAACGCUACGUGGAAAGAUUCUAAGACCAGCUCUUUGUCCAUCAAUCAGAGGGCUGAACGCCUGGAGGUGUGACUCAGAGGAAGCAGAGAGCGGUGAAGAUGAGGAUAUUGUUGGACCAAUGCCUGCAAAAGGACCAGUUAACUAUAGCGUCACGACAGAGUUUGAAAAAAGGGCCCAGAGGAUGAAGGAAAAAUUGACCAAAGGAGAUGAUGAUUCAUCUAAACCAAUUACAAGAGAGUCCUGGAUGACUGAGCUUCCACCAGAAAUGAAAGAAUUUGGUCUGGGGCCAAGAACCUUUAAGAGAAGAGCAGAUGACAAAUCCGGAGACCGAUCCGUCUGGACAGACACCCCAGCUGACCGGGAGAGGAAAGCUAAGGAAAUACAAGAAGCAAGGAAGUCAUUCAGUAAGAAAGAUGAAGAAAACAUAUUGUCAGGAAGGGAUAAGAGACUGGCCGAGCAAGUAUCCUCAUACAAUGAAUCAAAAAGAUCAGAAUCCCUCAUGGACAUUCAUCAUAAGAAGUUAAAGAGUAAGGCUGCUGAAGAUAAAAACAAGCACCAGGAGAGAAUACCAUUUGACCGUGAUAAAGAUCUCAAGGUUAAUCGGUUUGAUGAGGCUCAGAAAAAAGCCCUAAUAAAGAAAUCCAGAGAACUAAACACCCGGUUUUCACAUGGCAAAGGCAACAUGUUUUUAUAAGUAAGUGUACUUCAGUGAGGUACACUUAUACUGAUCAGCCUGAACCCCUCAGAAUAUACCUUUGUCAAUAGUAAUUAUGUGCACAAAUACGUCUCCUUUUGUAUAAAGUAGAUUCAGGGUCUACAUUUUUAUAAAUUGUGACUUUUGAAAAGUUGGGGGAGGGGAGAUAGUGGGAAAAAAAAGCUUUGUCUUCACAAUAGCCCAACAGAACAUUGCUACUAGAAAAGGGUUUCAAUGAAGAGAAAGGGCUCUUCACAGAGUGUGGUGUGCAGCUUGAGGGGUCAUGUGGUCCAUUAGGGGCAUUUGUGUGUGUUUAAUUGUUCACUUGCUUGUUGAUUUUUGAGACGGGGUCUCACUGUGUAACCUUGGCUGGCCCAGAACUCACUGUGUAUACUACUAGCAAGCUGGCCUCAAACUCCCAGAGACCCACCUGCCUCUGUCCCCAAGUGCUGGGAUUAAAGGUGAGUGCCACCAUACCGUUCUUUGAACAACAUUACAGUUAGAAAAACAUGCAUUGCUCCAGAAGGCCUCUGUAAGUUGAGUGUCAGCUGGUACGCCUUAAAUAUCCAUAAUCCCAUGGGUCCAUCUAUGAGAGUCUGGGAUGUUGGUUAAGGAAUUGUGUGAGAGCUGAGGAUGCUUCUUAAGUUCCUCGUGAUUUGUAGUAUCAUGAAAUAGAUAUCGAUAUUCAGGUGUGAUUUUAAAGGAUAAUAUGAACUUUAAAAUGUUUUUCAGCUUACUGCAUUGUUACAUAAGAGAGAUUUCCCCGUGUGAUGUUUGUCUGGCCACCAUAAUUUGUUAGAGAAUGAUCUUUAAAAACAUAUAAAUUUGCCAUGGUCUGUAUCCUUUAAAGUACUAUGGGGACAGACAAUCUGUGUUCUUAUAUAGAAUGGAAUGAUUUUGGGUGUUCUUGGCUUUUCUUCAUGUAAUUAUUUUAAGAGUCCAUCCCCACAAUACUACAGCCCCUAAUUUUUUAUGGUGUCUUACAUGUUUCCUUAGUUCUGGGUGAGACUGUAUACUCUCUACCACAGUCUGGACAUUUUUCUUCAAAUAUAUUUAACCUGCCCUAGAAUCAUUGUGUCAGGCUGUCUUAGUUAGGGUUUUACCUCUGUGAACAGAUACCAUGACCGAGGCAACUCUUGUGAGGACAUUUAAUUAGGGCUGGCUUACAGGUUCAGAGGUUCAGUCCAUUAGCAUCAGGGUGGGAGCAUGGCAGCAUCUAGACAGGCAUGGUGCAGGAGGAGCAGAGAGUUCAACAUCUUCAUCUGAAGGCUGCUAGCAGAAUACUGUUAGGAUGAGGGUCUUAAAACUCACACCCACAGUGACACACCUACUCCAACAGGCCACACCUUCUAAUAGUGCCACUCUCUGGGCCAAGCACAUACAAACCAUCACACAGGCCCUUGCAAAUCCAUCAAUUUUAAAUUUCUUAGCUUGUCUUCCAAACUGAACCUAGUCUAUACAGAGCAUGGGGGUUUGUCCUUCCUGCUGUUGUAUUUAUUUAGUUCCUGUCAGGUUAAUUGUUUUUAUUGGUUUUAAGGUAAAGAAGCUGUUUGGAUUAUCUCAGGUUAAGGAAAUAUUGUGAUUUUAACAGUAAAUAUUUGUAGGGGAGGCAAUCUGAAGGACAUUAUACUCACCUAUUCUCAUUCAUGUGAAGUCUAGGAUGCUGUCUUCAUGGUCUCACCAAAGCUGCCUGCAUCUUGGAACGUCACAUGUGAUCAUCUGAUUCAUAUAUGUAUAUAGCACUUUGUAUCUGGUUUACUGGAAUAUUAAUUCUGGAUGGCUUUUAAAAAUAACCAAAUAAUCACUGGAAAUGGGGAAUCUGUACUCGCAACCACCCAGUGGGAGUAUUAUAUGGUUUAGUGCUGUAAGCAAUGCCUCUUGAGCUGUUAAACAGACACUCCUAAUGAGGGAGAGAAAAGCUAAAUGCGAAUUCUGGGCAUUUCUAGCAGGUUUUUUUGUUCUGCCGACUCUGUAUUCUAGUUUUCACAAAGCAUAGAGUUGUAAUGGGAAAAUGUUUUGAUUCCCAAUUCAUGUGAACUUUAUAAAAAUUAGGCAAACUGUUCAAAUUACAAUAUAAAGUAUUUCUUAAUAGUGGCACAAUUUUUAUACUGGUAUAAACAGCCUAUUCAAGGACUGCUGCUUCUUAAAACCUGAAUUAUUUUGAGUAAAUUAAACAGACUUCUUGUCCCCAUAGAUUUAGAUAGAUCUACCCUUUGGCUAAAGUGAAUGGGUUUCUGCAUAUAAAACUUUAUACAAGAGUAUUAAUUCUGACUAGCAUGGUCAUGAGUGCCUUUAAUCCCAGCACUUGGAAGGCAGAGGCAGGCAUAUCUAUGUAAGCUCAAGGCCAGCCUGCUCUACAGAGUGAAUUCCAGGACAUCCAGUGCUGUGUAGAGAGACCCUGUCUCAAAAAUCCAAGAAAAAGGAGUAUUUAUUCUGUCCUUUUCAUAUUGUGAUUAUCCCCCCCCCCAUGAGAGGAAAAUGUUUUUUUAGCUAUUAGAAAACCUAACAUAUUUUGUGAAAUUUGUUACUUUUAAAAGUUAUUAUGUGUAAGUACACUGUAGCUGUCUUCAGACACUCCAGAAGAGGGUAUCAGAUUUCCUUACGGAUGGUUGUGAGCCACAAUGUGGUUGCUGGGAUUUGAACUCAGGACCUUUGGAAGAGCAGUCGGUGUUCUUAACUGCUGAGCCAUUUCUCCAGCCUCUUUUUAAAGUUAAAAUACUAAGAAAUCAAUCAAUUUAAAGGAGGUAGCUGUCGGCAGAGCGUGUACAGCUCUUGCAAAUCACCUGACUCAGUUCCCAGCACCCACACCUGGUGUCCACACUCCCUGUAACUCCAGCUGCACGGGGUCUGACCCCUCUUGGGGUCCAUGGUCAUCUGUGCCCAUGUACAAAAUGACACUCAGACUCAUAACUUUAAAAAUAAUCUUAAAAGUAAAAAUACCACUUCUGGACACUCAUUGGCCUUGCUUUCUCAGUGGAAGGGGUUAGGAAUAUCUGUACUAUGCUUACUAUUUCCUGUGACCUCAGAUAAAGGACAGCCCACCAGAUGUAUGAUUACCUCGCUGGCACCCUGGAGCCAGUGCUAUUUUCUGUUACCCAGAUGACAGUUGCAGUAAAGUAUAUGCCAUUUCCAGGGAGGUUUGGCCACAUGGAGACAUAAAUCUCAAUUAAUAUUGACCAUAAAAAAAUGAAGCAGCUCUGUGUGCAUUACAGAAAGAUGUUCCUCAUAUCAUCCCAUCUUCCAAAGAGCAGAGGCCUGCUGGAGUCCACUGCCCUGACAGUCAGCAUUUCCUAAUAAAAGCAGCCCUGCAACCCCUGGCCAUGUUUUACAGGGAGUGAAGAAGAAAGGAGUUACUAGCACCAGGUCAAACCCUGGUGUCUCACCACUAACGUUGGCCAUCAAUUCCCUGGAUGGCCUUGUCCAGGUCCGACUGCUCAGCCUCAAACAGUAUUCACAUCACUGGUGAGCAGACGGUUGGUUUUAGUAGUAGGGGAAGAUGAGGGACUAAAACAAGAGAGGACCUGGCCAACCCAGGAUAAGACUUUCAGAUUGGCCUCCACAGGGAAAACUGAGCUCUGCUUGUGGGGUGGGGGACAUAGUCUACAUGAGUUUUUUCAUUUAUUUAGCUUUAAGAACACAUUCACUUAUUCAUUUAUCCUUUGUUAGGUGUGAGAUUGCUAUGUGUAUAGAUCUGAGCCUUCCAUGUUUCAGAGUCACAUAAAUCAUUCGCUGUUACAUGAUACUAUGGUUCUUAUGCAGACUAAUCAUGUUGAUACCAUUGUGAAAUACAUGACAGUGGUGCAGAGCUCAUAAGCUCGAGGCCUCGUCCGCUUCCACUUCUCCAUGGUGUUAUUGGUGCUUCUAGAAAAGCCUCUCCAGGGCAUUAUACCUGAGAGGAGGAGUCUACAUCGAGGAAAGUGGCUCCAGAUGAGAGACCACGAAGCACCACCUACCUGACUUCUGCUGCCAUACUGAGGCUUCGUCUGGGCUGCAGAUACAGAGCCUUGUGCUGCUGUAGAAGAGCUUUUUGUUUGGUUGUUGUUGUUUUGUUUACAGCUUUAAAAACCCACUCUAACGGGGCCCAGGCAUGUGGGUGAGCGUGAAGUCCUGGCUCCAUCCCCAGUUCUCAGCACCACCCAGAAAUUGUUUAACUGUGACCAUGGUGUGUACAAGGUUGAAAGGUUGUAUACUCCUUGUAGCCGUUUCAUUUAGGAAAGGCUGCUUUUAGAAAAGGAUCAUUUUGAAGUAUAGUUUUAUAUAUACAUAUAUGAAUAAAAUGUCCUCUAUAUCUGA